CUGAUCCUGUUAGAAUUCCUUACACUUGUACCUGAAGAAGUCACGAAUUCGAACCUUUUGGGUGGGCGAAAGUUGCAACUCAUUGGUGAAUUAAAAGGAGGCGUCCCGCUUGUCUUGUCAACUGUUUCUUCUCUCUUGUUUGCUUUGGAAACAUCUCCUCUUGUUCAACAAAAGGCAUUGCGUUGUUUGCAGAGUUGGAUUCAAUAUGGAUUUGAUUUAUUAGAAGCCUAUCCCAUUCUACAAAAAGUCAUGUCUCUUUUGGGUAAUGAAGAUAUAUUUGAGCAGGCUGUUGAAGUUUUGCUUGAGUCCAUGCAACAGGCUGCUUGGUCUAAAUAUCAAACAUAUCGGCAUGACUUACUUGCUUGCUUCACAAGUGAUGAUAUGCGACAAAAGUUUGAAGCUUGUAUAGCACAAGAAGAUGAAGAAACAGCGCGUUUGCUUGCUAAGCUAUUUACAACAUUUGGUGAGACCUAUACAGACUAUAUUGUGUUGGAAUUAGCUAGACCAGAUAUCAAAUGGUUCUUGAAUAUGAUCAUGCAAUUGACUGGCUAUCAAGGUUACUUCCCAAUUGAUCAAGAAGUGUCUGAAAUCCCUCUUAACUUUUGGUAUAUUAUGCAAGAGACAUUGUUUGACGAGAAUGUAUUGCCUGUACGUGAACCUGAAAAUAAUGAAGACAUGGAAAAGAAGAUGUGGAUUGUCAGUUGUGGUCAAACAGCUUUGGCUAUUUAUCGGGAACUUGUGAAGAUACUGAUAAAAAAUGCUUGCUAUCCUGAUGAUGCUACUUGGAAUUCAUGGAAUAAAGAAAUGCUAUCCAUUUUGUUGGAUCAUAUGACGUAUAUCAUUGCUCAAUGGGAUUCUUUACCCGAUGCAAAGCAGGCAAGUUUAUUGGAGGCCACUUUCUUUUGUCUAAAGAGCAUUUCUGAAGAAAUUUCCCCUAACGAAGACGCACAUAUUCCUCGCUUGUUUGGUCUUGAUAUCUUGGGUCGUUUUCCUAAAGACUGCGACACACGUCUCACAAAUACCUCAUUGUUAUUGAUGGGUUCACUUGCUGAAUGGCUUAAAUCACAUCCUCAAUUCCUAGGCCCUGUUAUGAAUUACAUUGUUCCUUGUCUUAGCAAUCCAGUGUUGGCACCUGCAGCAAGUUCAGCUUUUGCUGAUAUAUGUGAUAAUUGUCGUGCAUCAUUAGUUAGUGAAUUAGAUAAUCUUAUGCAUGCCAAUAUCAUGCAAAAAGUAGUAGAGUCAGUAGCAGGUGUAAUCCAAGUACUUUCUCCUGAUAGAGCCAUGGCUCCAUUGAUGACUUUGACAGGCGAUAUCCUUCAAGGUAUUUCUAAUGCUCUCAAGAACCAAGAUCCUCAAGCUGCUCAUGAUGCUACGCUUGUUCAACUUCAAUAUUUAACAGCCUGCUGCCGCGGUAUUCAAUCACCUCAUGAUGACUAUCAAUCCUUGGUUGAACGAAACUCGGUCUAUGACGCAUUUGCAGCUGGACAAUCAGCUACAUUGUAUGCCAACAUGGAAGGAUUUCAUGAAAUCACAUUUGCUAUCCGGGAAUCCACAAAGCAAAUAGCCCAAGUCUGGGCAUCAGACGAAGCCAUCAGCAAGGCCCUUUCUACCUUUUUAGACCAAGGCAUGCGUUCCACAAGUCCACUUUUAAGCCUGAGGUUUCCUGACCUUGCAACACUGGUAGAAACAAGUUAUGAUGCAACACCUUUUGCUUGUUGGUUAAGUACAGCUUCUUUAAUGAUGACAGUCUAUGGUAAUCAAACAAUGCAUAUGGAAAGGCUACGAGAUGUGUUGGCUUCACUGACUACCAAGACAUUGGUAUUUAUAAAUGGAACAGAAGGUACAGUUUAUCUAUUUAUAAACAAAAUUUGCUCAUAG
This is a messenger RNA of Gilbertella persicaria, 1878 nucleotides long. RefSeq names its product armadillo-type protein. Lineage: Eukaryota; Fungi; Mucoromycota; Mucoromycetes; Mucorales; Choanephoraceae. Gene Ontology annotation, biological process: protein import into nucleus. Gene Ontology annotation, cellular component: cytoplasm; nuclear membrane. The transcript is spliced from 7 exons. The record is from RefSeq and is a predicted model, not a curated record. The annotation marks the transcript as partial.